AUGCAUUUCACGCCCAAUGAUGAGAGCCACGUAGCCGCCCUCAGUCUCGAGGAGCUGCAGGAUUGCCAGCACGAUUGGACAGGUUUUCGUCUCAACCCGUCAUCGGACAAUAAACCAUGGACGUCAAAGACCUCAUUGCUCUCCCUAUCUGAUGAACCGCCAAAAAAAUUCCAGUAUGGGCGUGAUGACAGGGAGACAACUGAACCCACGCAGGAAGAGGACGCAAAAGUGUCUGCAUAUGAUGGCAGGCCCUUCAUCGAGAUUAGAUUCAGCAAGAUCCCACGAUCGUCUCAUGGGGUCAUAUUCGGAUGCAAUAGGAAGAGUGAUGUUGUUCUGCCUAAUCUACGGGGUCUGAGCCACUUUCACUUUAGCUUAACUUUUGAUGAGCGAAGACGAUUUAUCGUGAAGGACUUGGGUUCCCUUAUGGGAACUGAGGUAACUUACGACAAUAAAGGGAAAGGUAAGCGACGCAAUUUUAACUGGAUUAUUAGCGGGGACAGAAAGGCUUUACAGGAGCAAAAUAUCAUUAUCAACAUACACGAAAACGUUAAGUUCGAGAUCGUGGCUAUCAACCAUAAUAUCACAUCCCCAUCAUAUAUCGAUAAUGUUGAAAAGUUUUGCCAAGGGAGUGUGACCGCGGAAGGCCUCUUGGACGAUCUAAAUAUCCCUCUUCGGCCAGACACGGAGUUUGCAACAGAAGCGCAUACACCAGGAGAAGGCCCCAUCUGUUUAAAAAAAAAGAUUGGAGAAGGGGCAUUUGGUGUUGUCAUUCAUUGCUGGGAUGUGAGCACCGGCGACGAGAAUGUUAUAAAGAGGCCAACCGACGCUACCAUUAGGAAGUUCCUCAGAACGGGCGCCAACAAAGAGGCUAAACUUGACAAAGACCGGAAAAAAUGGAAAGCAGAAGCAGAAAACAUGAAAAACCUGAUACAUCUGUUCGAUGUUAUCGACGAUCCAUACCCCCAAUUGGUCUUGGAGUAUAUCCCGGGAGGGCCUUUGUCCCAACUAGAGAAUAUAACGAUUUCCGAAAGUAUGCUGGUUCUUACACAGUGUCUCUCGGCUUUAACGCUUAUACAUGAGAACGGGUUGGCGCAUCGCGACAUAUCACCGAACAAUAUUCUUGUUAAAUCGCGGGAACCCUUGGUCGUUGUUCUCGCUGACUUUGGACUAUCCAAAGAUGCGGAGCAAUUGCUCUCUAAAUGCGGCACUGCUCCGUUUGCCGCACCGGACAUAUUCGAAGAUAGAAGUUUUGCGCGCUACUCGGCGGUGGUGGACAUCUGGUCCCUUGGUGUGGUGAUGUGUAGGAUCCUGGGAAUUCUCCCAAGUUACUCUAUGCACAUGAUCUCGGACGUUCUGUGGCGCGAGGCUACAGUUGUCUAUGCUAGCGACACCGACACAGACGAGCAGACCACUGUGCGGCCCAGGGAUGCAGCACCGGCAAUUACUGCCGGCGAGGCGAACGAUGAUGAAAGGUCAACCGAUGGGAUGAGUUCCAGAAAUUCAAGCUCCGGGGGUGGCAGCACAAGGCAGAGAAUUGCCGCAGCGCCACCUCCAUCACGUCAGUCAGAAGCUAGGUCAAGCUUGAAGCGGCCAACAGCAGAAAUGGCGUCCCAGAACCCCAAAUUGAAGCGCCGAGGGCGGGCGUCCAUCUCGCAAUCAGACAGCUUUCUUGAUACUGAAGUCGGUCCGGAGGCUGUCGAGGCGGCGGCGGUGUUACAAAUGUUGGAAGACGCUCGCGCACAGAGCGCGGUAGCCAGGUACUGUCUAGUCAAGUACUCUUCGUCUCCCACUGUAAUUCCAGGCCAGGCCAUCUAG
Molecule: messenger RNA, 1815 nt
Organism: Metarhizium acridum CQMa 102
Lineage: Eukaryota; Fungi; Ascomycota; Sordariomycetes; Hypocreales; Clavicipitaceae
Source: RefSeq, a predicted model, not a curated record